This is a messenger RNA of Loa loa (African eye worm), 2036 nucleotides long. Its product is annotated as V-type proton ATPase subunit C. The transcript has 10 exons. The record is from RefSeq and is a predicted model, not a curated record. Gene Ontology annotation, biological process: proton transmembrane transport. NCBI's taxonomy places the organism in Eukaryota, Metazoa, Nematoda, Chromadorea, Rhabditida, Onchocercidae. Bases 12 to 1169 code for a protein of 385 amino acids. Gene Ontology annotation, molecular function: proton-transporting ATPase activity, rotational mechanism. Gene Ontology annotation, cellular component: vacuolar proton-transporting V-type ATPase, V1 domain; lysosomal membrane.
UUACAGGUGGGAUGUCUUUUGCUCCAGGAGAUCUGUGGUUGAUUUCAGCACCAAAUGAGGGCUCGCCACAGGAAACGUGGGAUAAAUUGAAUCGGACAACUGGCAGUAUGUCCGUCAACUAUAAAUUCAAUGUUCCCGAUCUGAAAGUCGGGACUUUGGAUCAGUUGGUUGGUUUAUCUGAUGACUUGGCUAAAUUGGAUACUGCUGCAGAACAAGUGACGCGAAAGUUAACGCAGUACUUCGCUGAUGUUCUGGAAGAUGAGCAAGACAAAUUACAGGAAAAUCUUGUCGUUAGUGGUAAGGACGUGAAAACUUAUGUUACUAAGUUCCAAUGGGAAGGUGCAAAAUACCCUCUGAAGCAAUCACUGAAAGUGCUGAGUGAUAUUAUCGGAAAGCAAAUCACCCAGAUUGAUAAUGAUUUGAAGACGAAAUCCACAACCUAUAAUAAUCUCAAGAACAGUCUUGCGUCAAUGGACCGGAAAGCAGCGGGCAGUUUGUUAACGAAAGAUUUGUCAGAAAUCGUGAAGGCUGGUGAUUUUAUCCUUAACUCAGAGUAUCUGCAGACGUUGCUAGUGGUUAUACCAAAAACGUUAGCAAAAGAAUGGCAGCAAAAGUAUGAAACAUUAUCCGAUAUGGUGGUGCCUGGAUCGAGCCGCUUAAUUACCGAAGAUGGUGAGCAAAUGUUGUUUACUGUUACGCUGUUCAAAAAAGUGAUCGAUGAAUAUAAAACACAUUGCAGAGAGAACAAGUUCAUUGUCCGGGAUUUCGUUUACGAUGAAGAAUCAUUGAAAAUAGGUCGCAAUGAGCGUGAUAAACUGGUACAGGAGAAGCAGCGUCAGUAUGCUCCACUUGUUCGAUGGCUGAAAAUCAAUUUUGGCGAGAUUUUCUCUGCCUUUGUUCAUAUAAAAGCACUGCGAGUAUUUGUUGAAAGUGUUCUCAGAUAUGGUCUACCUGUGAAUUUCCAAGCAGCAGUCAUAGAACCAAAUAAGAAUUCGCAUAAGAAAUUGCGAGCAUCACUUCAUAACCUUUAUUUGCAUUUGGAUACAUCUGCUGCUGGUCCCAUUGAGGCUAUCGAAGAUAAUCCAAUACUGAUGUCGUUGGGUAUGCAUGACUACUAUCCAUAUGUUUUUUUCAAGAUAAAUAUCGAUUUCACUAGCAUGAAGAGAUAAGUUCUCAGUAAUAUUUCCAUAAAGGUUCACUUCCAUCCGUUUUUCUCAUUUUUCUGUGAAUAUUUGCCAAGUAAUAUUAGUAGUAGUCGUUCGUUUUAUAUUAUGGAAGUUACAUUCAUAGAAAUUGUAUUAAUUCGAUGAUUCAUAAGAUAAUCAGUAUUGGUGUAGGGUUUAACGUUGUCCAAUUGUAAUAAUAUUAAUGCAUUCCAUUGCUUGAUCGAUGUAGAAAUUCUUCCCACCCUCAAUCCUACAAUAUAUCCAAAGAGCCGCUUCAUACAGUAAUAUAAAUGACCCUCCCUUCUUGCAGAAUCCUUAACCCGAAUGUUUACAACUUGUAUAGCCAUUUUAGUCAAAGACGUUGCUUGUAUCUAAUCACUUAAUUCUUCUGAAAUUUUAACAUUUGUGUCACAUAAAAGGCGAAAUAUUCAAAUAUCCAAAAAUAUCGUGAAAGGAGAAAUGUAUUUUAUCAUGUUUCAUUGAUAGACGUUUUAAGUUUAUUUGUCUUCUAGGAUUUAAUUUGCUUAUGUUUACUUCUGUGAUUCAAAUGGAUGUUUUACUUAUACAAAAGUACUAUUCAUUGCUUAUUAUAGUGCUCGUGCAGUGGGAUAGUUUAUUACAGUGUGAUUAACGUAUUCAGCUUAUGUGUGGUAAAAAGUGGUUAUUAUAAUCAGUAGCUGUGAUAAUUCUGUCAUUUUUUUGCAUUACAUUUUCUUAUUCGCAUCAUGUCUUGUUGCUCAUCAAAAGUGUCAUCGUAAAUAGGCGGAGUCCGAUACCUACAUUUGCGAAUCUUUUUUAUGUGAAUACACUGAGUUUUUGUACCUGUUAUUAACCGUGGGUUAUCAGAAUCAGGAGAUUAAUAGAAUGCGG